AUGUUUGUAACGACUUUUUCAAAGAGAAGCUUAGGUAUAAGACUUUACCACUCAAUAUAUCAUGUUAAUCCUGCGAUUGUUGAUUUGAGUAAACCUGAAAAUCUGCUUCUUGAAAAAGCAUAUACUCAGUACGUCCCCAAGCAUGGAUUCUCCAACAAAAGUAUUGAGUUGGCCUCCAGUGACAUGGGUUUGAAUUCAAACACACCUAAUGCAUUGUUUAAUUUUACAACUGACUCAAGAAACAUCAAUAUGGAAUUGAUUUUGUUUCAUUUAAAAAAAUCCAGACAAGAGCUGCAACAUGUAUCACUCGAAGGAUCUGAAUUUGAUAAAUUGAGGAUAUUGUUGCAUAAGAGGCUGCAAUUGAAUACACCAAUAGCUAGACAUUUGCCUGCUAUGCUUGGCACAAUGAUUCUUCCAUCUAACGUAUUGCAAUCCUUGAAAGAAUUGCACAAUUUAUCUGAUGAUAUCUCAUAUUAUGCUGGUGACAGAUCGAUUGACUUUGCUUGGUAUAGCAAGAGAAUGUCCAUCAGCCAACUGUUUGUUUUAUCUGAACUAUUCAUGGUCAACGAUACCAGUGCAGGAUAUCAAGACACUUACAAGUUUGUGGACAAUAAACUCAAGGAAAUCCUUACUGCGGGCUAUAUAUACAAUUCCGUUGAAGAAUGGACCUUCUUCAAUGCUGUCAGUUUAGUCAACAUAAUCAAGAGCCAAUUAGCAAGGGGUUAA
Pichia kudriavzevii is the source of this 726-nucleotide messenger RNA. RefSeq lists its product as uncharacterized. Gene Ontology annotation, cellular component: mitochondrial inner membrane. Gene Ontology annotation, biological process: ubiquinone biosynthetic process. The transcript has a single exon. The record is from RefSeq and is a predicted model, not a curated record. Gene Ontology annotation, molecular function: lipid binding. Lineage: Eukaryota; Fungi; Ascomycota; Pichiomycetes; Pichiales; Pichiaceae. The coding region runs from base 1 to 726 and encodes 241 amino acids.